This is a messenger RNA of Bufo bufo (common toad), 806 nucleotides long. RefSeq names its product MORN repeat containing 2 (gene MORN2). The transcript is spliced from 5 exons. Bases 4 to 480 code for a protein of 158 amino acids. NCBI's taxonomy places the organism in Eukaryota, Metazoa, Chordata, Amphibia, Anura, Bufonidae. The record is from RefSeq and is a predicted model, not a curated record.
UCCAUGGUAACACAGCAGCGAGCUAUGUCGGUUGCGGUAGCGGGAAGCGAAAUGGAAAAAGGGAUAGCGGAGGCUGACGGAGUUUCUGAAGUUUUUCAGAUUUCCUUGGUGUUCCCAAAUGGAGACACUUACGAUGGCGAAUGCAGAAGAUCGGCAGCAGGAGCACUGGAGAGGAGUGGAAUGGGAGUAAACCGAAGUCCAAAUGGCGUGACCUAUACCGGUUCAUGGAAACAUGACAGGAUGCAGGGGCUCGGAAAGCUCGAGCAUCCUUCAGGAGCAAUAUAUGAAGGAGAAUUCAUUGACAACAAGUUUCACGGAAGAGGUACUUACACAUUUUCCAAUGGCGCUCAGUAUAUUGGAAAUUUUACAGAGAACAAGAUGAUAGGAGAAGGUGAAUAUGUGGAUGCCAAUGGGCUGCAAUGGAAAGGAUCAUUUCAUUAUAAAGCAGCACCCGGACUGAAGUUAAGGUUGAAAAUGUAAAUGAUGCCAGAUUUCCAGCUAAUGGGACGACUUCACACCUGCUCUGCGGCUCUGCCUCGAUCAUAUCACUUUCACAGGUUUUCUAAAGUCAGAUCAUCUCCUGUAGGCCAGGAGAUAAAGCAAGACUUCUAAUCUCAAAUGUCCAUAAGGUGCUUGCAAUAUGUCCUGAGAUCUCUAUUAGGCCUCUUGUACAUGAACGUGUGCUGGCCGUGCGUGUGCUGCGGGCCGCAAAUUGCGGUCCGCAAUGCACAGGCACCGACCGUGGGCCAGCCGCAUGCGGAUCGCAACCCCAUUCACUUGAAUGGGGUCCGCGAUCCGUCCGUUCC